Messenger RNA from Anolis carolinensis (green anole), 1485 nucleotides. It is a transcript of the gene jpt1, whose product is annotated as Jupiter microtubule associated homolog 1. The transcript has 5 exons. NCBI's taxonomy places the organism in Eukaryota, Metazoa, Chordata, Lepidosauria, Squamata, Anolidae. The record is from RefSeq and is a predicted model, not a curated record. Gene Ontology annotation, cellular component: nucleus. The coding region runs from base 108 to 578 and encodes 156 amino acids.
UGCCAACGCCGGGCGGCUCCUGCAGUUGUCGCCGGCAGCUGGGGGAAGAGGUGCGGGAAUAUCAUCUUCCGCCCUCCUCUCACUCGGGCGGUUCUUCACGCGCCGCCAUGACCACCACGACCACGUUUAAGGGAAUGGAUCCCAGCGGACGGAGCAGCUCCAGGGUCCUUCGCCCACCAGGUGGUGGCUCCAAUUUCAAUUUGGGAUUUGAUUUACCAAAGGAUCAGCAAGGAGGCAGACGGAACAAGAUGGCAUCCAGUAUCUUUGGGACCCCAGAAGAGAAUCCACCUUCCUGGGCUCGGCCAAAAGAACCCAAGCCCAGUGAUGCCGAUGAAAGUUCUGAACCCCUUGGGUUGCAGAGAAGGAGCUCUUCUGAUGCAAACUCUGGUGACUGCAUGGAUCCAAAGGGCAGGGAAGGAGAGGCUCCUGAAAACACAGAGAUCGAAAUAGACGUUGCUUCAGGCCCGAGUGAAGAGAAGCUCCCACCGGCGGCACCCAUGCCUAGCCCAGUAGCUGCAGCGCCUGUACCAUCUAGAAGAAAUCCACCUGGUGGAAAGUCCAGCUUAGUCCUUGGUUAAACUUGAUCGCUUGAUCGUCUUUUGCUUCUUCUAACUACUUGGAACUCAUGUCUGUCCUCUUUGUUUUUUCUUCCAUGCUUGUGAACUGCACAACUUGAGUCUGACUGUACUUCUGAAACUAUCAUUAAAGAAGCACUUUAUGUACUUCAUACCUUUUUUUAAGGAAAGAAAUGGGUUUUUUUCUAACUUCUGUCUUGUUUCCCUUGGGUCUAAUGGAAGUGGCAUGUGUGGUUUCUUUUUGUAGUGGUAGAUGUAGAGCUGUAUUCACUAUGCAGCCUGUGGCUGAUUGAAAGAUUUCUAAGGUCUGUAGUAGUGUGCUUCAUAAACUAGGCUGGUUGGUUCUGAGUGUGCUAGAUAGCAUUCUUGUCCAAAAACUUGUAGGAAACCCCUUAGUUGGUUUACGAGGGUUGAAAGUUGGGAUUGUGUACAUAUCAGAACAUGGGUGACAAAUGCUCUUUCUCUCUCUUUUCUGUCCAUCUCAGCAACACAUGCUGGUUGAUUAUCCAAUAUAUAUUUCUCAGUAAUUGGCAAAUAUCUAGUCCGGUUGUGCAUUACAGAACAGAGUUGUGGUGGUAGUAAUUAACCGUGCUGCCUUCAACUAGAGGAAAUUUAGUUCAGCCGUGACAAGAUGAGGCUGGUGCCAAAUACAGGGUUGCUGACAUGAGCCUGCUAUUCUGUUUCCUGAGUAUUGCUCCCCUCUAAGUGACAGUAAUAUGGAUCUUGCAGGUGUAAGUAUAGGGUGGAAACAAAUAUCUAAAGGAACAUUUCUGGUCCACAUUACUUCAGUGCUAUGCAUGAUCAUGCUGGUGCUUGACCUUGAGGUGAAAAAUUUAAUCCUUCUAAAUGUGUGUUGUAUCUUGAUAAAGCUGACUUGUUGCUUAUUAAUAAAGGAUAUAGAAGUUUUGAA